Molecule: messenger RNA, 213 nt
Organism: Adineta steineri
Lineage: Eukaryota; Metazoa; Rotifera; Eurotatoria; Adinetida; Adinetidae
Source: the annotation of a GenBank genome assembly
AUGGGUGAUAAUAGCGGUGAAUUUCCUUGUUGUGUUGGUUUUGGCCGUAUUCUUCGAUCCUGUAUUUGUGCUUGUAAUAUUGUUUUUAUUUAUAUUCCUUGUACUGUGCCUUGUAAAUGUAUUGGUGGCGAGGAUUGUGGUCCUCCUUGUUGUGCUAAUGAUGGUCCUUGUGAUCCUGAUGGUGAUUGUUGUUGUGGUCCUGUUUUUGCCUAA